CACACACACACACACACACACACACACAGUCGGGCCCCCCACCCCAACUCGUCUGGCAAGAUGACGAGGACCACCUUCCUGCUCCUGCUCCUCUGGGCACGCCACAGCCAAGGUUCCGCCUCAACCGUGAGCGUGAACGGCGUCUUGGGGGGAUCGCUGUGGCUGCAUCCCCCGACCCCGCUUCGAGCGGCCCUAAAAGUCGAGUGGUCCAGACUGUCCCCAGACCGACCAAUUUUCCGGAUAGUGAGUUGGGAGAACUCAACAGCGGGGCCCGACGAGGUCCGGGUUUCUGCGGGCGGUUACCGCUUCAGCCCCAAGAACUUUUCCCUUCAAAUCCUCCAAGUGGAGAAGGACAGCGGAGGGCUGUAUGAAGUGGACAUCACAGACGGGAGCGGUCAGAAGACCAAGACGCAGUUCCACCUCUCCGUAUUUGAUGCCGUCCGGACGCCGAGUCUUCGGGUGCGGUACGGCAGCGGGAAGGCCGACCGGUGCCUGGCGAACCUGUCCUGCUCCACCGAGGGCAGGGGUCCGGUGGCGUUCUCCUGGUACGCCCGGGCGAAGCCCAAGCGACUGGCCGGGAACUCCACCCUCCUGGAGCUGGCGUUGGACGUCGCCGGCCCCCCGAAGUCCUUUGCCUGCAACGUCAGCAACCCGGUGGCUUGGGCCCAGGCGGAAAUCGCCGUUCAGUGUCCGCGGCAGGCUUGGUGGUUUAUCCCCGCCCUGGUUCUCGCCGCAUCCACCGUGGCCGCUCUGUUCUGCCUCCUCGGCUGCCUCCUGGUGAGGAAGAGGAGGAGGAGGAGGAGGAGGAGGAGGAGGAAGAUGGAGGAGAUCGCUCCGGCCACCUUGGAACGGACCCUGACCGACUCUCUGACGGUUUAUGAAGAGGUGGGAGACGACGGGCUGAGGACGAACAAAAGGAAAAGCGGCCACAGAGGAGGCCAAGAUGAUGUCACCGUAUAUUCCACGGUCCACCGCCAAACCCAGGACGCGCCGCUUCCCACGCCUAAUGCGGAUUACACGGUGUAUUCGUCCAUCCAAAAUCCCAAACAUGCCCCCAGAUCCAAGCAGAGGACCCCAAUCCGCCCCCCUUCCACCACCGUCUACCAAGAGGUCGGAUGGGCCCGCUCUGCCAACCCGGGAGCUUCCAGACUGUCCCGCAAGGAGCUGGAGGCAUUUCACGUCUACUCCUAGCGCCGGCCGGGCCCGCCU
Molecule: messenger RNA, 1209 nt
Organism: Ornithorhynchus anatinus (platypus)
Lineage: Eukaryota; Metazoa; Chordata; Mammalia; Monotremata; Ornithorhynchidae
Gene: CD244
Product: CD244 molecule
Exons: 9
Coding region: 61-1191 (376 amino acids)
Biological process (GO): natural killer cell activation involved in immune response
Cellular component (GO): external side of plasma membrane
Molecular function (GO): MHC class I protein binding
Source: RefSeq, a predicted model, not a curated record